Spirometra erinaceieuropaei is the source of this 796-nucleotide messenger RNA. The record is from the annotation of a GenBank genome assembly. Lineage: Eukaryota; Metazoa; Platyhelminthes; Cestoda; Diphyllobothriidea; Diphyllobothriidae.
AUGCGCGAGCAGGCCAUCUGGAUGCACUCUCUUUCGCGACGCUGGCGCCAGCUGGACUUUGGCCUCGUCCGGAAGCGAGACCAGCGGAACGUGCUGGUGACAAAGGCAAUUCAGGGUGCUAACGGGUGGGCCGACCAUCGCCUCGUCAUCUCCCAAAUGCGGAUUCGCCCACAGCCUCGCAGGAGACCUCGAAGUAGGCCACCCAGGCAAGCUGAAUAUUACUUUGUUGUGUUUGCCUGCUCACCGUUUGCAUUUCAGCAAACGGCCGGAAGAACUGCCAGCUGCAGAUGAAAACGCCUUUGUGGAGACUCGAGGAUGCCGACUACGGGACGUCAUUCAUUUGACCGCUCAGACUGUCCUCAGCCGCGUGCGUCGCCCGCACCAGGACCGGUCCGAGGGCAACUACGCAGCCAUCAGUAACCUGCUUGGCGAGAGGAACAGUCUGCACAGAGCCUACUUCGAUCGUUCAACCGACGCGGACAAAGUGGCCUUCUACCAAUAUCGCCACCUUGCGCAACAGCGGUGGCGCAAAAUACAGGACUCCUGGAUAGCUCACAAGGCCAAGGAGAUCCAGGGGUAUGCCUACCUCAACGAAUCAGCGAACUUCUUCAUUGCAAUCAAGGCGGUUUGUGGCCUUCCAACCGUCCCUUCACCGGCCACCAUCGAUCGACUCUCCCGAGCGAAAGUUAACAUCAAUCUGGACCUCCUGCCCCCUCUCCCUGGAACCAUUCGCGCCGUGCAACAACUCUCCACCGGAAAUGCAUUCGGCUCCGGUGCAAUCACAGCUCAAACCUAG